UUUCCGGUAGGACGUCAAGAAAGAAUGUUUACGUUAGUCUCGAAUUACUUAUUAAAACCUUCGGCCAUUUCCUCUUUCGCUCCUCCUCCUCCUCCAAUUGCCAAAUUUAGAAGUCGAUAAGUGGCACCACUUCCAACGAAUAAAGAAGGUGAAACUUGAUUAGAAUAGUCCACUAUUGCUUAAUUUUGACAUGGAGAAUGGUAAAGUACAACAAAAUGGGGGAAAAAACGAAUGCGAAGGUUUGCAAUUAUGCAAAGAAGACUUGAGAUCGAAAUUAACGCCGUUGCAAUAUCAAGUUACUCAAGAAAAGGGGACGGAAAGACCCUACAGUGGAAAAUACUAUAAAACAACGGAAAGCGGAUUGUAUAAUUGCAUCGUCUGCGGAGAAGAACUUUUUUCUUCGGAGAAAAAAUAUCAUUCGGGAUGCGGAUGGCCUGCGUUUUCCGACGUGAUCGAUCGUAAUAAAGUUAAUUUUAAAACGGAUUUAUCUCACGUUGGACCUAAUUUAUUGCUUCUUGCUCUGAAACCCGAUUUGGCGAGGACAGAAGUUUCCUGCGCAAGAUGCGGCGCCCACCUCGGUCACGUUUUCGAAGAUGGACCAAAACCCACCGGAAAGCGCUACUGCGUCAACUCCGCCGCGUUGGACUUCCGGAGAACGGAAUGCCACUCGGACAGUAACAAAAAUUCAAGCGGAGAAAAUUCCGAAAAUCACGAAGAGAAUCAGUCGCCCGGUCGGAUCUAACGGAACGCGACGUUUCUUUUCCGGCGACAUCCACGUCACCAGAUGCGGAGGCACUCUGAGAAUCUCUCCGUCAGCCAUUGGUCUUGUUUUGUUUAUGAAAUUUUUAUUAAUUUUUCAAAUUUUAUUUUUUGUAUAGAAAUUAAUAAUAUUUACAAUAUAUUUAAAUUCAAAUAGCUAAUAUAAAAUAUAUACAUACACACACACAUAUAUAUAUAUUUAUUUCUAAAAGUUUAAUUUUAAUUUUAUUAUUGGUUUUAAUCCUUUAUCUGUAAUCAGAAAAAGAAUAUUUUCAGUAUAAAAGUUUUAUGGGAAAAAAAAUAUAUAUUUCAAGGCAAAAUGCAUCUAAAUCAGUAAUGUAUAAAGUACCACAAUCAACCCAUCGGUGAUUUUAUAUAUAUCAACUUCUGUCAGAUUGAUUAUCUCCACAUAAUAAAAGAACAAAAAGGAAGAAAGCCAAAAAGAUUUCUCCUCACAAUUAUCAGUUGUAAAAAGUAAAGUUUUCAUUAACAUUAAAAUGAUCUACUAUUAAAAUUAAUUUAUAAGUUGAAUCACUUGAAAAAAUGACAAAAUAAAUUGUUAUAAAUUGUUGACCGAGCAGUUUCUUGGUCGUUUGGGACAUUAAAAUAGCAGUCGCUACGGGGGACCAUCACAGUUAAUCGUUAACCAAAUUUACCAGCUUUGUCGAAUAAUUAUUGCAUAAUAUAAUUUUUAAGAUGGACGUAAAUUCAAAAGAAAUGCUAUAAAAUAUAAAAAAAGGCCUAAAUAUUGUUGAAAUCUGUUUAAUAUUUAAUUUAAACAAUGUUUGCUUUUUCUUUGAAAUUUAUGAAUUUUAGUAUGGAGCAACAUAAAAUGCUAUAAAAUUAAGAAGUCCUUUUGUAUUUUAAUUACAGUUACAUGUUUUUAGAGACAUUUGCCUCAUCAGUUGACAAUACCUAAAAUUUGAAUAAAACAAAUAAAGAUUCUUCAUUCAAAUUUCGGAUAUUGCGAUAUGAAACGUCUCAAAAUGCUGUAAAAGUAAACAUUUUACGUGUCCUUUUGUAUUAAAAAUUAUUAGUUGAUCAAAAUUGUCAAAAAUAUCAGUAACAGAAUUAAAAUUCACGGGGAAAAUUUUAUAAGUAUUUCCAAUAUUCGGAAUUUAGGGACCAAAUUGCAUUUAUUACAUGUAACAUUUCGUCUAUUAUCAAUUAAAUACUUCUCACGUCGACAAUGCAAAUGCUAUAGCAGCAAAUUCUUGGGAUUGUUUCCAUUUUGUAUAAGAAGUUCAUUCUCAAAAUUAAUCUAUUAUUUAAUAAGUAGGAAAUCUUUUUAAUGGCAGUAGACUGAUUUUUGAUCUCCCACGUACUGAAAAUAUUCUUGAAUGCAUUAUCGUUAGUUUGGAUUCUGUCUUUCACGAUGCGUGUCGUAUACAAAAAUACAUUUGGAUGUCGAGUGCCAAUUUAAUGCGCUUGCAUAAUUUACGAAGCGUUAAAUCUAAUUUCCGUCUUAUCAAAAAGGAUUUUCGAAACCACUCUUCCAUUUUUAUAAUUUGACGUUCGCGAUAAGUUAUGCUCCGCCACGGAACCGAUCCCGGGGCGUCGUCUGUAAAUAGUGGCAGAGAGGCAAAAAUGUUGGGUCUGCACGAAUUUUUAAUCGAAAUUUUAAGUUGUCGGCAAUAUAAAUAUUGGGAAAAUCGUUUUAAUAUAUAUAAUGAUUUUGUAAAUAAUUUGUCAUUUGUAGAUAGUGAUGUGCUGUAGUUUUUCACGACUAAUGUUUAACGAUAUUUUGUAUCUGCACUGUGCUAUUUCAAUACUUUCUAAUCGGGAAUGUUUUUAAAAAGAUCAUGAUGUAAAUAGUUUGUCUUGUAUCGUAUGUUUAGAAUAAAAUUGCCUGCCAUUUUGCUUCUAUAAAUAAAUACCCAAUUCAUUUAUAUUAAUCAUCAUCUCAUUGUGUGUGUUUAAAUAUGGAGGGAUCAUUUAUCAUUUGGAUUCCAAACAAUCCAAUUAUCUCUAGUAAAAAGUCAUCUAAGUGAAAUGAAGUAUUGUAUAUAAUUUCACUAGAGAAUAAGUGUGUAAUUUUAUAAUAAUGGAUUAGAAUUAUAAAAACAGCAGCAAAGGUGAGGAACCUGUGAUUUAAAUCAUCAAACUGCAUGCAGUGAAAACGUCAAUGUUGUCACUCACUCUUGCUGAGAAAGCUUCUGUUUUUUUCACUUUAUUUUAGGGGUUUUAAUCAAACACCAACGAAGCCUAAGAGGAAAGUUAUUGUAUCAACAAUUAAUUAAGGUAAAAGGGAACUUAUCAAAUCAUGAAAGCAGUACAUGUGUGGUAAUCUGGCAGAUAUUUUUACAAUCCAAAGUUGACGGUGUCGACCAUUAAGAAAAAGGAAGGAAUAAAAGCAGAAAAUUUGGCUAAAGGUAUGAUAAUGUUUUCUUCUGGGAGAUUGCAUGUUAUUAAGGAGACAGAAAAACUUCUCCUGGUGAGGAUAAAUGAGAAGCACCUCAUUCAUUCACAGUAAAUGCAAUUUCAUUUUAUUACAUAGUAUUUACAUAUUGUUUUUAUUAUUUAGGACAUUUGUGAAUUAAGAAUAAAUGAACAAGCAGCAGCAUAUACAUUCCGUAAGCAUUUUCCAGCUACGUCAAAACUUAUGCAUAAGACUAUUUUGAGUAUAAUACAGUAGACCCCCUGUAACACUGUUGAUAAUUCCAUGUUGUAUGAGUCACUUAGAUUUUACAAAUGUGUGUGCUGGGCCGUGAACGGCUCACGUAUUUGUAAAAUCGAAGUGACUCGUACAGCACGGAAUUCAUAUAACACAGAAUUAUCACUGGUGUUAUAGAGGGGGUCUACUGUACACCAUUUGUUAAAGGGAUCACAUUCCGGGUUGCCUUUGUCUUCACGACAUUAAAUUUUUGACAUACUGCUAUGUAAAUUCACAUACAAGUAUACACGAAGUAGCAAGGCAUUAUAGACUGUCAGUUACAACUAUUCAUUUUGGUGUUGUCAUUACAUAUACUCGUUCAACUACUAUUUGCAAAAGGCACAACAUGCAAUGGAUGACAAGUGAUCUGACAUGCAACACAAUGUGGUUCACCCUGGCAUAGAUUUAAUAAUGCUAGAGACAUUUCGUGAACCAACGAGGCAUCUUUUCCCAGAACGAAGUAAGCACGAGUGGCACAUAGCUUCUACACGACUGUGAUGCCAGGUAUGCCAUGUGCUACUGAAUGCUACUGUCAAAUGUGUACACCUUGGUGUUCAUUUUAAUAUUUCAAAAUAAUACAAUGUAUAUGAUAUUGUUUCUUUUAAAAUUAAGCUCUUAGCAUUUAAUUUUUCUUCUAAUAAUCCAGGGUUGUCAAAAAUUAAGAAUAUUAAAUGUAUUCAAUGAAUAAUGAGAAUAACAAUAUUAUGUAAUUGUUAUUCAAUAAUAGCAAACCAACCAUCAUUAUAUAUUAACAUUGCAAGGAUAUCAAUGUUAAUGCCAAUGUAUAUUGGCAUUAUUAAACAGAUACACAAACAUGCUAAAAAGGAUUCUAUUUUUUCAAACAUAUUUUUAGAAGGAAUGGAUUAUUGGAGUUGUGUGUUGUUAAAGUAACAACUACUCUCAAGAACAGUGUUGUGACGGAUUUGGUAACAUGACUUAGCCAUCACUGUAACUAAAUAUUUAAAGCAAUCGAAUGUCUUUGGUGUAAUUUCUUUGACAAUAUCAACUUUGUAUAAUUGCAGUUAAAACAUGAAUAUACAAACAAUAGCUGGUCUUCCACGCUACAAAAGAUAGUUACACAUCUUCACUACAAGGGCGUUCAAAGUCUGAUACGUUAAUUACACCGAUUUAUUAUAUAUAUAUAUAUAUGGAACUCUAGAUAGAGGAGUAUGAUGACAAGACACAUGAAUGACCAUAUGUUAGUGUGUUAUAUCUUUAGUUGAGUUGGACCUAAAAGUUUACUUGUUAUUGACAUUUAUAAUAGUUCUAAAAACUCAUCUCUAUCCUCAAAAUUAUGCAUUAUUUGUCUUUUUAUAAUAAUUAUCAUCAUCUCAACAGAUGGCACCACACAAUUUUAACUUUGAGCUAGUGUUUUUUUUAAAUG
Messenger RNA from Centruroides sculpturatus (bark scorpion), 4796 nucleotides. Its product is annotated as methionine-R-sulfoxide reductase B1-like. Bases 191 to 742 code for a protein of 183 amino acids. Gene Ontology annotation, cellular component: cytoplasm. Gene Ontology annotation, biological process: response to oxidative stress; protein repair. The record is from RefSeq and is a predicted model, not a curated record. The transcript is spliced from 4 exons. NCBI's taxonomy places the organism in Eukaryota, Metazoa, Arthropoda, Arachnida, Scorpiones, Buthidae. Gene Ontology annotation, molecular function: peptide-methionine (R)-S-oxide reductase activity.